CAGAGUCACACACACAUAUACACAGUCUAUGGUCACACACAGAUGGGACCAGCCUGAGCUCUACAGAAACACGACAAACUUUAACACAAUCAUCUCUCGAAAUGCCUCUUGCAGGUGCAGAGGAAACACGCCAGCUUCCUCUCCUGGAAAAAAAAAACAUGCAGGAACUUCAUACUGUGUGACUGAACAAAGGGAAAAUACACAAAUGCAGCUUUAGUAAUAACGAUAAGCCUCCAAAAUGGCCACUGUCACUCCUCAGUUUGUGUCUGUGGAGCCUGCACUGGACCUGGCAGAAGACUCAUGCACUCUGCAGAUUAACAUCAUGUAUGAAGUCAUCCCCUCCAUCGUCUGCUCCAUGUGUCUCUCUUUUGGACUCAUCUACUGCUUUUUUGGAUACCGCUGUCUGAAGAUGGUUCUAUUCUUCUCUGGCUUCCUGUUUGGGUCAGCCGCUGUGCUCCUGCUGUACCAUAAGGAACCUGGACUGGACUCUCACCUGAGCCUGGAGACGAAGGCGGGUAUCGGGUUGGGCGUAGGGGUCCUGUGUGGUCUUAUCACCAUGCUGGUCUCUGCCAUUGGAUAUAUAUUGAGCGGACUACAGCUCGGCAGCUUUAUAUGCCUUGCUAUUCUUGUUUUAGUUGGACAGUUUUGGACGGUUUCUUCAGAAUUUGUGCCUGUUGGAUCGAUAUCAGCUUUGGGGAUCAUCACAGCUGUUUUUACGCUCUUAUGGCAUAAACCGUUCAUGGUACUGUACACCAGUGUCUAUGGUGCAGUGACGGUUAUGCUCUGUGUGGAUUAUAUUAUUGGGACGUUUGUGUUGCCAGAUCAGGUGUAUGGAAUUUUCCAACACGGUUUGACACACCCCCUGUGCUGGUUUGACUGGGUUGUGAUUGGGAUAUGCCCUCUGCUCAGUCUGAUUGGGGGACUGGUGCAGUGGAAGUGGACAGCAAGGGAAUUAUUACAAAAAGAAGCUCUUCAUAAGAAACAGAAGAAACAGGUCCCAAGGCACAUGCAGAGAGGAAGACAACCUCAUCGCAAACGUCGACCUCCACCACUCAAACGCUACGCAGGCGAUGUGCUAGCUCCGAGUUACAUCCAGAGUGUUCAGGAGCGGCGUUUGGGCACUGGCUCGUCCUGCAGCAGCAUCAGCACCAUCACUCACACUUUAAUCGACUUUGACUUUGAGACAGGCUCCAUGGUUCCUCUCACCACCUCUCCUGUGUUUACUGUCUAAGAAUAAAACAUCUGUAUAAUUAUUUAACAGACUUUUAUAUACAUCAUCUAGCAAAGGUUUAAAUUUAGUCCACUGUAUAAAAUUGAAAGAGACUUUGAAACUAUGAAAGUGCUAUGGAUCCCAUCUGGAAGAUUGAGGCAUUACACAAAUAUAUAUUAUUUUUAUAUUAUCUUCCAGGCCCAUACAGCAGAGCCUUCCAUAUUGAAAUCUUUGUGGAUUUUGGUAAAUGUGGUGGAUUUGUGGUUAAAAAAAAUUUCCGACCCUCAGAUAAUGAAUAAUUUUAUAAUAUCACAUUCAGCAAAAUACCAAUAAGUUCAAAAGCAUGAAGAGA
Molecule: messenger RNA, 1562 nt
Organism: Periophthalmus magnuspinnatus
Lineage: Eukaryota; Metazoa; Chordata; Actinopteri; Gobiiformes; Gobiidae
Product: transmembrane protein 198-like
Exons: 5
Coding region: 239-1231 (330 amino acids)
Cellular component (GO): plasma membrane
Source: RefSeq, a predicted model, not a curated record